This is a messenger RNA of Nanorana parkeri, 2972 nucleotides long. RefSeq names its product retinoic acid receptor beta (gene RARB). Gene Ontology annotation, molecular function: zinc ion binding; nuclear receptor activity; RNA polymerase II cis-regulatory region sequence-specific DNA binding. The transcript has 8 exons. Gene Ontology annotation, biological process: cellular response to corticotropin-releasing hormone stimulus; retinoic acid receptor signaling pathway; regulation of transcription by RNA polymerase II. Lineage: Eukaryota; Metazoa; Chordata; Amphibia; Anura; Dicroglossidae. The record is from RefSeq and is a predicted model, not a curated record. The coding region runs from base 409 to 1758 and encodes 449 amino acids. Gene Ontology annotation, cellular component: transcription regulator complex; nucleus.
UCACUUACACCCAGAGAGCGAGCGGGCACGGCGUACGAACUGCUACAGCAGCCUGCGAGCACCUUCAGGAAUUUCCACGUUUUUAGCCUGCAGCUGACAGCUUGGAUUUCUUCAUCACCCCCCCUCUCCUCCUCCUCCUCCUUCUCUCUUCUCCUGCUUAAGCUGGAAUGGCUGGGAAGCUUGGAAAAUAGUAAAUGAUCAUUUGGAUCAAUUACAGGCUUUUAGCUGUGUUGUCUGUCAUAAUUCAUGAUUCUGGUCUGGGAAACAGACCAACAGCCUACGUGCCAAAAAAGAAAAAAAGAAAAAAGGGGGCAGAGUUUGAUGGAGUUGGGUGUACUUUUCGAUGCCAUUCUCCUGUGCACCUAAAGGAAAAGCACUUUUACAGGCACCUGGUAUAGGGGGGAAAUCAUGUUUGACUGUAUGGAUGUUCUAGCGGUGAGCCCGGGGCAAAUGCUGGAUUUCUACACUGCGAGCCCGUCGUCUUGCAUGCUACAGGAAAAAGCUCUCAAAGCGUGCUUCAGCGGAUUAGGACAGACCGAAUGGCAGCAUCAGCACCGGCACAGUGCUCAAUCUAUUGAAACACAAAGUACUAGUUCAGAAGAGCUGGUGCCCAGUCCUCCAUCCCCUCCCCCACCUCCUCGAGUUUACAAACCCUGUUUUGUGUGUCAGGACAAGUCAUCUGGAUAUCAUUAUGGAGUCAGUGCAUGUGAGGGCUGCAAGGGCUUCUUCCGGAGGAGUAUUCAGAAGAACAUGGUUUACACGUGUCACAGAGAAAAGAACUGUGUUAUCAAUAAAGUGACACGCAAUCGCUGCCAGUACUGCAGACUACAGAGGUGCUUUGAAGUGGGAAUGUCCAAAGAAUCAGUCAGAAAUGACAGAAACAAGAAGAAGAAAGAGCCAUCGAAACAGGAGUGCACAGAGAACUACGAGAUGACAGCUGAGCUCGAUGACCUAGCAGAGAAAAUCAGAAAAGCGCAUCAAGAAACCUUCCCCUCCCUAUGUCAGCUGGGGAAAUACACUACGAAUUCCAGUGCUGAUCACCGUGUUCGGCUAGACCUUGGGCUUUGGGAUAAAUUUAGUGAACUUGCAACAAAGUGCAUUAUUAAAAUAGUGGAAUUUGCAAAGAGGUUACCUGGAUUCACCAGUUUGACCAUUGCAGAUCAGAUCACGCUUCUAAAAGCAGCAUGUCUGGAUAUUUUGAUUCUCCGAAUUUGCACAAGAUAUACUCCAGAGCAGGACACAAUGACUUUCUCAGAUGGCCUUACACUCAACCGAACUCAGAUGCACAAUGCUGGGUUUGGUCCACUCACCGACCUAGUGUUCACGUUUGCCAACCAGCUCCUACCUUUGGAAAUGGAUGACACAGAAACUGGCCUGCUCAGUGCCAUCUGCUUAAUUUGUGAAGACCGUCAGGACCUUGAAGAGCCAGCUAAAGUAGAUAAGCUUCAAGAGCCAUUACUGGAAGCACUGAAAAUUUAUAUCAGGAAGAGAAGACCCAACAAGCCCCACAUGUUUCCAAAGAUUUUAAUGAAGAUCACAGAUCUUCGCAGCAUAAGUGCAAAAGGUGCAGAACGUGUUAUCACACUAAAGCUGGAGAUCCCUGGAUCAAUGCCUCCUCUCAUUCAGGAAAUGCUGGAGAACUCAGAGGGACACGAGGCAACAGCAAGCAGCCCCAGCGAGAGCCCACCAGAGCGCAGUCACAGCAUCUCAAAAACUUCAGACGAGGAGCGGGUCAGCAAAUGUGCACAGGUGCAAUAGGACCCUCCUCCUCCAUCCACUUCAGACAUUCCCAACACUAUAUGCACACACAGGGAUGACAAGCAAGGAGCAGACCCCUCCACCCCCCACUGCUGCAUUUGCAGACUCUGAGCUCGUUGAAGAAAUGACCAAGCUGGUUCCGAUUUAUAUAUACCUAUAUACUUUUGCUGUUUACAUUCUUAACUUCGCUGGACUCUUACAAGUAGACGAAAGGAAGGAAAGAAAGAAAAACACUAAAGCAGCCAUUUAACAGAACAAGAAAUAAAUCUAUUUUCUCUUCUGAUCAUCAGAUUGCAUGAUCUUCGAAGACUCCUGACUUUGUACAUAAAUCUAUUUACCAUUCUCUUUGCUGGAUGUUUGGUGCUUUCCUUUUGUCUUGCAUACAUGAAAUGAUCAAGACUAAAGGUAACAAAAUGGAUUGUUGAACAUGCCCACAUGAGGAUCGCUGUCAUUUAGGUCAGAACAUGCCCACGACUGCAUCGCGUUUCUUCUCUGCUUCACUCUACAUGGAAGAACGCUCACUACAUGAUCUGAAGACUGUUUUGUAUCAGAGUAACUGCCUGUUCAGUUAGAAGACAUUUCAUUGUAGAGUUGUCAAUGUCACUUUAUGAAGGUGGAUCAAACAGAUGUGAUUGUCUUGGCGGAUAUUUACAGGUGCAUUACUGCAGUAAUUGUAGCCUCAAAGGCACUUUCCAGUGUUACAAUGUUUUAUUUUUUGUCUGUUUCUUUUUUUUUUUUCCAUGUUUACUUGUUCACAAGCCAUUGGAGAAAUGUUUGUGUGUGAUUCACUACAUAUGAGAGUGGGUUUAGCAUAAAACGUUCCCCUCAUGAUUUACCAGGAUACAUCUCUUCUGUGCCUAAGAGCUCAGCUCUACUUUAUGGAAGUCUGCAAAACUCUGUCAAGAACACGAGUAGUGUAUUCUGAUGGCAAGACACGGUGUAACUUGCAGUACUUUUCUGAGUACACGGCUAUGAAGCUGCUACAUUGUAUGAGCAUAUGUGAGGAAUUUCAAUAAUGACUGAGCUGCACAUUGUUACCAGGUACAAGUGAGAUGGAUACAUUACAGUGGCUUUCCCAUUUAACUGGCACAAUGUGGCUAUAGUAUAUUGCUUCAGCCCCACACUUUAAAACACUAAAAGCCCAACUUUUUUUUUUUUUUAUGUUUGGAUCACAGCAACGGUGAUGCCACAGUAGACGUUAACAUGUUAAAAAA